Clunio marinus is the source of this 267-nucleotide messenger RNA. Lineage: Eukaryota; Metazoa; Arthropoda; Insecta; Diptera; Chironomidae. The record is from the annotation of a GenBank genome assembly.
AUGGAGAUCAUUUUCAAGAUAUUUUAUUGUCAAUACAACAUUGACUGGUAUCGAUUAAAGAAAAUUGGAAAUCUUGUGCAAUGUGAAUUAUUGGAACUUGCAGAUACAAACAAGAUUGUAGAAAUUGUGCAGCAUAUUGCAACCGUUAACUUUUCUCAUGUUUUGUUCAAUCAAAAAUAUAAACCAUUGCUGGGACAUCGACAUUUUCUUGAAGUAGAUUUCAGUGAAAAGUAUUUGAGUAAAGGCAUUAAUUUACGCUGGGAAUAA